UUUAUGUUUUUCCGACAGCGAUGUAGGUUAGACGAGCUGAUCCUAGAUCAGGAGGAAAAUCCAGACUGUGUCUGUGAGACUUGGCGGUUUAUUUUGAUUGUGUCUUGACAGCGAAAAUGUAGCUGCGCCUGUUGUUUUAAGAAAUGCACGAUAUAUCGACAGUCCUGCACUUUUCUACAUGUGGUUGUUUUUAAGUUAGAAAGUUAAACUUGGCUAUUAAAAAAAAUGGAUGAACAAGCACGGGUUCUUUUACAGCGGAUUUUACGGAGAGUCCCCAGUAAAAAGACCCAGAGCCUCCUGAGAGCCUGGGGCUGUUUAUCAGCCGAGCAGCUGGAGGAUGUGGACUACACUCGCACAAAAUGGCUGCUUGUGGAGAAUAUAAUCUCUAAAUGUGAGGAAAGCAGGCUGCGUUUAAAAGACGUGACGAAGCUGGAGUUGGUCUAUCACAUAGAGAACCCUAAUCAAGGAACCUGGCACAGCUUUAAACUCACUGAAGCAGAAGAUGAAGCCCUUUCUGUGGAUUUCAUCCAGUUUAAGGAGAUGUUCACAGCUCACUUAGAGGAAGUCGUCCGACACGUGUCUGUCAGGAUAAAGAAAGCGGAAGACGGCGCUGUGUGGAUCCGUAUCGCAUGGGGUGAUAAUUUCACCAAACCCAACCACCUCAAGCCAACUUACGCUGUUCAUUAUCUCCAGACUCCCUACGUGUUUAUCCUUCAUCUCAACGCCAAGCACAAGCCUUUUCUCUAUCAGGCUUUAGUUCUGUCCACCAGACACGUGUCCAUAAACGAAGCUCACCUGAGUGGCCGAAGCCUCGCUGCCCUGAGAGACCUGCUCAUGAAGCAGUAUCAGCAGGUUUUCCCAAACCAGCAAAGAACCCUAAAAGAAAGAAACAGAUCUGCUUCACAUCCCAAUAUCGAUAAAGAGCACGCCGAGUUUGCUGAGAGAAAACAUUACAUGGCCUGUGAGGCUUUCGGUGACGGGACGGUGCCAAAACUUGAAACCGCCGUGUACAAGCUUGAAACCAGGUACAGAGGCAGCAGCAGCAGCGACGACACACUCAGUGAUAGAGGUGAGCUCUUCAGAGGUGUGGUCAAGUUCUCCAGCCCCAACCUCCUGGAGGCUCUACGUCACUGCGUAUCCACUGGCAUUGCUGAAGGCCCCGUCACUCCUCUCUUAUCCUCCAUCACACAGAAAGGAAGGAACCACUUUGUGAUUGCGGAAAAGGUUCCAGCAGCCACGAGUCACACACCUGCACGCAAGACUUAACAUGAUUUAUGCACAAAUACUCUUCUUACAUGAGCAGGUCCAGUGUGUUUUGGGUUUUUUUUUUUCCUGGUUUUUUUUUUUUUUUUUUACACUUUCUUUAAACCCUGUUCAACAAAGUUUAAUCCAUUUUUACAAAGUUUUAAAUAAAGGUUUUAAAUGUU
Messenger RNA from Neoarius graeffei (lesser salmon catfish), 1427 nucleotides. RefSeq names its product centromere protein N (gene cenpn). Lineage: Eukaryota; Metazoa; Chordata; Actinopteri; Siluriformes; Ariidae. The record is from RefSeq and is a predicted model, not a curated record. Gene Ontology annotation, biological process: CENP-A containing chromatin assembly; chromosome segregation. Bases 226 to 1266 code for a protein of 346 amino acids. The transcript is spliced from 10 exons.